CCAUUUUUAACUCGAGUGAAAGAUUUGUGUGAGUCAUCAACUCACUAGACUUCCUGUUCCUGGCGCCUGUUACGCGGUUAGACUUUUUAGAGCCCGAGCGGGAGGCGACGCCCGUGUCUUCUCGUAGAGGCCGAUCAAACCCUAGGAAUUUCAAGAUUUCUAACGGCGAUCGGCGUCGAGGCGAUCGUCUUCGCUAUUCCAGUCUUUGUCGUGGCCGCUAGCCCACAGCAAACUUAAUGUUGAGAAUCACAGAAAUCUCCAACCUUACAUAAUAAAAUGAAAAGAGAAAACGAAGGUAGAAGGAAGCCCUUUUUGACAAGUUUCCAUAGUCCUCACCGUGAUACACAAAUACAGCAAGGUUAAAACAUAGCAGAGAAAAGAUGCAAGCAAGAAUGAUAUGAUGGAGGCGGUAAGGCAUCCACGGUGAGGAUUGGUUACAAAAUGAAGGUGCUUGAUCACGGCAGAGAAAGCAGCCAUAAGCUGUAUAUCAUUACUUGUUUCUGCAAGAAUCUCUUCUUCAUGGAAAUCAAGGGUCAAAACACUUUACUGUUUUGGUGAAGCAGAAUAAAAUAUUGUCCUAAACUCAUAUGUGCUUUGAUUUUUAGUGGGAAGUAAAUUGAUGGCCUGUAAGGAUUUUGAGUAAACUUAUAGCUUGCUAUGGCUAGAGGAAGUGGCUCUGGCAUGGAAUUUCCUGAUGCUGAAGACAUGGAUUGUGAUUCAUCAACAGCUAUUGAUUUUGAUAGUGCUCGCUCAUUCAUAGCUUCUGCAACUUCUAGCAUCAAAGUUGGUAUAUCUUCAACCAGCGGUGUGCAUGAGCUACUUGAAUGCCCUGUCUGUACAAAUUCAAUGUACCCUCCUAUUCAUCAGUGCCCAAAUGGUCACACCCUGUGUUCAAAAUGCAAGGCCACGGUACAGAAUCGCUGCCCUAUUUGCCGCCAAGAACUUGGUAAUAUUAGAUGCUUGGCACUCGAGAAAGUAGCCGAGUCGCUAGAGCUCCCUUGCAGAUACUUGACCGUUGGGUGCUCUGAAAUUUUCCCGUACUAUAGCAAAUUGAAACAUGAACAACUAUGCAGAUAUAGGCCCUACAAUUGUCCAUAUGCUGGUUCUGAAUGUUUGGUCUCAGGAGAUAUUCCUACACUUGUGGCUCACCUCAGGGAUGAUCAUAAAGUGGACAUGCAUGAUGGAUGUACUUUCAAUCAUCGUUAUGUUAAAUCUAAUGCCCAUGAGGUUGAGAAUGCAACAUGGAUGCUAACUGUUUUCAAUUGUUUUGGGAAACACUUCUGUCUCCACUUUGAAGCAUUCCUAAUCGGCAAGGCGCCGGUCUACAUGGCCUUUGUGAGGUUCAUGGGUGAGGACAGUGAGGCCAAGAACUUCCUCUACAGCUUAGAAGUUGGGGGCAGUUGCAGAAAGCUCAUAUGGCAAGGCGUCCCUCGGAGCAUUAGAGACGAUCACCGGAAGGUUCGAGAUGACUAUGAUGGUCUGAUCAUCCACCGCAAUGUCGCACUCGUCUUCUCCGGCGGUCGGCAGGAGUUGAAGCUGAGAGUCACUGGCCGCAUCUGGAGAGAACAAUGACUUUGAUGCUAUCUUUUUCUUUGGGUAGGGUUUAGAGGUAAAUUUGGGGUCAGGAUGGAUCUCAUAGCUGAUAGAUUUGCUUGAAGAUGAAUAUAUUAUAAUCAAAAGUUUUAUUGUAUUAAUUAUGUAGUAAAUCUAACAGUUUUGAGUUUAAUCAUCCUCAAAAAAUUGAUGAGGAUAUUCUGAUCCCUUUUUUCCCCAGGGUUUAGUGGGGUUCCCAACUUUCAAUCCUGAGAAGUUCUGGAUGAAGCUGGGAGUGUGGUUUUCUCCUUGCUCUGGUUUGGUUUGGUUUGGUUGUAGAUUUGAUGAAGUUAAGGGAGUUAUUAUCUUUUGAGCAGUCUAUUUUAACUGUGGAUGAAGACACUGAACUCAUUUCUUGGCAAUGGUGCCAUUUUGAGUAGCUGUUUUAUGCUUUUUCAUAUAAUUAUGAGUGACAAAUGAAGAGACAAUUAGAAGAUAAAAAAAACAAAGAAGAAUUUGACAACA
Messenger RNA from Dendrobium catenatum, 2058 nucleotides. Its product is annotated as E3 ubiquitin-protein ligase SINAT2. Gene Ontology annotation, biological process: ubiquitin-dependent protein catabolic process; multicellular organism development. Gene Ontology annotation, cellular component: cytoplasm. The record is from RefSeq and is a predicted model, not a curated record. Bases 658 to 1572 code for a protein of 304 amino acids. Gene Ontology annotation, molecular function: ubiquitin protein ligase activity; zinc ion binding; protein binding. Lineage: Eukaryota; Viridiplantae; Streptophyta; Magnoliopsida; Asparagales; Orchidaceae. The transcript is spliced from 5 exons.